Molecule: messenger RNA, 1022 nt
Organism: Rubroshorea leprosula
Lineage: Eukaryota; Viridiplantae; Streptophyta; Magnoliopsida; Malvales; Dipterocarpaceae
Source: the annotation of a GenBank genome assembly
ACUGGUUUCUCCUGUUUACCGAAACAACGCAAAAAGGGUCAUCGGAGCAUCUAGAGAGGGUUUUUUUUUUCAAAAUUUAAUGUAUACCAACAACGAGAGGCAUAAUGCUCCCAACGGAGGCCCCAUCAACGGGAGGCUUGAUGCUCCUAACGGAGUGGAGACAACUGAUUGGAGAACUCAGUUACACCCUGACUCGCGGCAAAGAAUUGUCAACAAGAUAAUACAGACAUUGAGGCGGCAUCGUCCAUCUUCUGGAGAUGAUGAGCUAAGUAACGAUGCUGUAGAGUUUGAGGACAGGACUUAUACUGCUGCAAGUAGCCAGGUAAUAGGGAAUUGUACGUUUUUCAUAUUGUACAAGGGUUGAGAGUCUCUGAUUUUUUUGCAGUAUGUGUGCAUAUUUACUGGCCAUUAUGUCCAUUGCUUCUGUUCUUCCUUUAUUUUUUUAUAGUUCCUAUUUUCCUAACUCAAUCUUUUGUCCAAUCGCCUAAAGAAUUCCAAAGUGUAAAGAAAUUAUAGAUAAACGAAGAAAGUGAAAUUGAUAUCAUUUACACAUUCUUUUAACUUGCUCUCUUUUCUGAAGACGUAAAACUCAUUUGAUCUGAAGUUUUUGUUGACCUCUAUUUGACGUCGGACUAUCUGAGGAGAAUAUCCUCGAGGAUGCUUAGUUUGGAGACAAGAACUCAGAGCAAUCCUACUGAUCCAGGUUCUGCUUCUACCUCACAAGAGCAAGGAGAUUCGGAAUCUUGAUUGUAGACACAAUUAGCAAUAUGGAAGAUUCUCGUGAAAGAAGAUUCUAAGGAUUUGUGUUAUUAUGUAUUUUGUUAUAUGCAUAAACUUCUGUAUAAACUUGCAUAUUUUAUUUUGUGUAUGAACUUGUAUGAACUUUUACUUGUAAUCCCACUUAUGUAUUUUAUUAUUAAGUAUGAACUUAUGUAUUUCUUAAUGUAUAUGUACUAUGAAGUAAAGUGUGUGUUUUGUAAUAGGUUUAAUAAUGUUUUUUUGUAUAAAAUUCAUUGAUCUUA